AAAUAAAAUAUUAUUUUAGUUUCCAUCUACGCAGCAGGAUUCGCUGGAAGUGGCAAAUGGAUUUUAAAAAAAAAUGGCAAAUUAUAAACUGUGGAGGAGCUCUGGAUGGCAAGCACAUUCGCAUUUUACCUUCUCCAUAUUCAGGAGCACAAUACAAUACAAUUAAAAUUUUAUAGUAUAAUUUUAAUGGCCCUCGUCAAUGCUAACUACGAAUUUAUUUUUGUCGACGUGGGCAAAAAUAGAGGAAUAUCUGAUGGAGGAGUAAUUGAAAGCACCAAAUUUUAUCAUAAGUUAAUACAUGGCCAGUUACAUUUGCCAAAUAAUACAGACACAAAAAACAAUUUCAAUUUUGUAUUUUUGGGCGAUGAAGCAUUUUCUUUAUAUGAAAACUUUUUAAAACCGUAUUCUCAAGGAGAUCUUUUUUAUAGUAAAAGAAUUUUUAACUAUAUACUAUCACGAGCGAGAAAUUUUUCGGAAAAUGCAUUUAGCGGCAAGGUUUAGAAUUCUGCAUACACCAAUACAUAAUGAAGAACCCGCAAAACAUAUGUUACGAUGUACUUGCUAUUCGUUCUCUCCACAAUUUUCUUAGGAAGCGUGAUACUUUUUAUACAACAUCAACAUCAUUUGAUCAAGAAAAUCUGAUAACUAAGAAGUUAAAGAUGGGUGAUUGGAG
This is a messenger RNA of Acanthoscelides obtectus, 673 nucleotides long. Lineage: Eukaryota; Metazoa; Arthropoda; Insecta; Coleoptera; Chrysomelidae. The record is from the annotation of a GenBank genome assembly.